This is a messenger RNA of Papaver somniferum (opium poppy), 480 nucleotides long. RefSeq names its product cationic peroxidase SPC4-like. Lineage: Eukaryota; Viridiplantae; Streptophyta; Magnoliopsida; Ranunculales; Papaveraceae. The transcript has 3 exons. Gene Ontology annotation, cellular component: plasmodesma; plant-type cell wall. The record is from RefSeq and is a predicted model, not a curated record. Gene Ontology annotation, biological process: response to oxidative stress. The coding region runs from base 98 to 394 and encodes 98 amino acids. Gene Ontology annotation, molecular function: heme binding; peroxidase activity.
CUGAAAACAAUGUCUUCUUCUUCUUCAUUUCUUGUUCUUGCAUUUGUUGUUUUUUCAGAACCAGAAGACCAGUCUAAUCCACAGUGAAGGGUCUAUCAUGGCCAAGCUGAACUUACUAAGAUCCUUAAAAAAGAUAUUGGCCAAGCUGCAGGGUUGUGAUGGAUCGGUUUUGCUAGAUGGAUCUGCUAGUGGGCCUAGUGAGAAAAAUGCACCACCAAAUCUCUCACUCAGACCUCAAGCGUUUAAAAUCAUGAACGAUCUACGAAGUCGCAUCCACAAAGCCUGUGGCGAUGUCGUCUCUUGUGCUGAUAUUACUGCCUUGGCUGCUCGUGAUGCCGUCUUACUGAUCAUCGCACCACAUAAUAAUCAAUUUGAACGUUCUUCAUGCGCAUAACUUGUGAACCUAUGGUGCUAGAGAAGAAGAGCAUUACCAUCAACAUAUUGGAGAGAUCUCCAUUUGAUCUUCCUCAAGAAUUUGUC